Messenger RNA from Chlorocebus sabaeus (green monkey), 7403 nucleotides. It is a transcript of the gene MINAR1, whose product is annotated as membrane integral NOTCH2 associated receptor 1. Gene Ontology annotation, cellular component: plasma membrane. Gene Ontology annotation, biological process: negative regulation of TOR signaling; negative regulation of cell population proliferation. The record is from RefSeq and is a predicted model, not a curated record. NCBI's taxonomy places the organism in Eukaryota, Metazoa, Chordata, Mammalia, Primates, Cercopithecidae.
GGCUCGCUUUCCCCUCCGCGCUGCAGCCGCAACCUGGGACCGAACGGACACCGCCUUUCCGGGGCCCCGGCGGCGCUCCGACUCCCACUUUCCUCCACCGCAGCCUCUGGCAGGGGACCCCCUUGGCGCGACGCCGCGCCCCUCCCCGGGACCGCCCCCUCGUCCCCCAGGGUGCGCGCAGUUGCUGCCCGUGCGCCCAGCCAGCUUGAGUGCCCAGGGCGGGCGGCGGUGGAGAAAACCCAGCCCGGCUUUCCCCAGCCGCGUCCCCGGCCCGCGCUGCUCCCAGCCUCCAAGCCCGUGACGUGGCGACGCCGGCUAAGACACAAAGACCGAGGCUGAGACCUCCAGGCGUUGAGGGUGAGGCCGCGUCCCGGGGCCGCUGGAGCGCAGGCGACAUGCGAGCCUGUCCCGGCUGCGCGCCGCCCCAGAGGAGUCCGAGCGCCCGCCUCAGUCGCGGCGCGCCGGCCCUGACCCGGGCUGCAGCCAGGUGGGCGCCGCGCAAGUAAGCGCAGACCCGGACCCGGGCGGCGGAGGCAAAAGCCUCCACAUCCCCGGGGUGCAACCCCGUCGCGGAAUCUGGGCUGCCGGGUGACAGUGACCAGCUGACUCUGGAGCCUCCCGGAGGCGCGGCAUCGGAAGCCGUGCCGACCACUGCCGAACAGCCGCUCCAGACCCACAGAGAGGCGUCGGCCCUGCGCCCGGGGCGCCUCGGAGAACUGACCUGAAGUUUCAGUGUAGUCAGCGAGCUUUUCAAGUAAUAAAUCAUGGAGACCAAUCAGGAAACUUCCCUCUUCUUGGUAAAGAUCUUGGAGGAACUGGACAGCAAGCAAAAUACCGUUUCUUAUCAGGACCUGUGCAAAUCUCUUUGUGCCCGGUUCGAUCUGUCGCAGCUUGCAAAACUGAGAAGCGUGCUUUUCUACACGGCUUGUCUCGAUCCCAAUUUUCCAGCCACUCUAUUCAAAGACAAGAUGAAAUGCACUGUGAAUAACCAGCAAUCAAAGAAAAUCAUGGUGGCAGCAGAUAUUGUGACGAUAUUUAAUCUGAUCCAAAUGAAUGGCGGGGCAGCCAAGGAGAAGCUGCCUACGGGUCGCCAGAAGGUGCGCAAGAAGGAGGCGUCCUUUGAAUCAUGCAGGUCGGAUACAGAGAUCUGCAAUGCAGCCGAGUGUGAGCCCCUGAACUGUGAGCUGAGUGAGAGGUCUUUCAGCCGGGGCUACCCCACCAGGCAGUCGUCCAAGUGCCGGAAGAUGGACUGCAAGGACUGCCCGCAGUUUGUCCCUGCCUCUGAGCCUAAUUUCCUGUUGGGAGUUAGCAAAGAGGUGAAAAACCGUGCUGCUUCCCUGGACAGGCUGCAGGCCCUGGCCCCGUACUCUGUGACCAGCCCUCAGCCCUGUGAGAUGCAGAGGACCUACUUCCCCAUGAACAUAGAAAAUGAGUCCAUUUCAGACCAGGACUCGCUGCCCAUCAACCAGAGCAUCAAGGAGACCUUCAUUUCCAAUGACGAGCCUUUUGUGGUUCAGUCCUGUGUCCAGAAAAGGAAUAUCUUUAAAGAGGAUUUUCACAAUUUGAUGGCGGUGUCCCCCAGUUUGGUUGGCCCCGUCAGCAAAGCAGAGAAUGAGCACGGGGAGCCCCAGAGCCGAAAGGAACCCCACAAGCCACCCUUCUUCAACCACAGCUUUGAAAUGCCCUAUAACAGCCAGUACCUGAAUCCGGUGUAUUCCCCGGUUCCUGACAAAAGGCGAGCAAAGCAUGAAAGCUUAGAUGACCUUCAAGCCUCUACGUAUUUUGGGCCCACUCCAGUGAUGGGAACCCAAGAAGCCAGGCGCUGUCCAGGGAGGCCCAACAAGCAGACUCCCUGGCCAGCCAAAAGCUGGAGCCUUAACACGGAGGAAGUUCCUGACUUUGAACGGUCCUUUUUCAAUAGAAAUCCCUCCGAGGAGAGGCUACGCUAUCCAAAUGCCAGUAGCCAGACUCCCAAUUUCCCAGCCCCAGACAGGCGCCCGACUUACCUCCCGCCAAAGGAUCAACAGCCAAUUCUCCCCAUUGCUUAUGCGGCAAAACCAAACGGGCUCAAAUCUAAAGAGAUCUCCUCCCCUGUUGACUUGGAGAAGCAUGAACCGGUCAAAAAGUUUAAAGACAAGAGCAUUAACUGCACCAGUGGGCAGCUCAGCUCAGAUACCAGUAGCGUGGGCACCCAGACUGAGCACGUGCUGGAGCCCAAGAAAUGCAGAGACCUGUGCACCUCCAGUCAGGGCAAGUACAGUGACAGGCACACCAUGAAGCACUCAGACGAUGACUCAGAAAUUGUCAGCGACGACAUCAGUGACAUUUUCCGAUUUCUUGAUGACAUGAGCAUCAGUGGCUCCACAGGAGUGAUACAGUCGUCCUGCUACAACAGCACAGGGUCCUUGUCUCAGCUCCAUAAGUCAGACUGCGAUAGUUCCCCCGAGCACAACUUAACCAAAAUUGCCAAUGGGGUCCACAACAGCAAGGGAGACAAGGGCAACCGGCCUGAAAACACCCACCAUUCGGAAGAAGAACUGAAGACCAGUGUGUGCAAACUGGUGCUCAGGAUCGGCGAAAUUGAACGGAAGCUGGAAUCCCUGUCGGGUGUCCGUGAGGAAAUCUCCCAGGUCUUGGGCAAACUAAAUAAAUUGGACCAGAAAAUGCAACAGCCUGAGAAGGUGAGUGUGCAGAUAGAUCUGAACUCCUUGACGAGCGAGGUUCCGUCUGAUGACAGUGCCUCUCCCCGGAUGUUCCGUGCACACAGUGGCUCCCAUGGACCAAAACUGGAGAACAACCCCGACUGGUGCUGCUCUGAUGCUAGCGGGAGCAACAGCGAGAGCCUGCGGGUCAAGGCCUUAAAAAAAAGCCUCUUCACCAGGCCAUCCUCUAGAUCCCUAACAGAGGAGAACAGUGCCACAGAGUCCAAAAUCGCCAGCAUCUCCAACUCGCCCAGAGACUGGCGCACCAUCACUUAUACCAACCGUGUGGGCCUCAAUGAGGAGGAGAUAAAAGACACAGGCCCAGGAGAUAAUAAAGACUGGCAUCGGAAAUCUAAAGAGGCAGACAGGCAAUACGACAUUCCCCCACAGCACCGACUGCCCAAGCAGCCCAAAGACGGCUUCCUGGUGGAGCAGGUGUUCAGCCCUCACCCCUACCCUGCCUCCCUCAAGGCCCACAUGAAGAGCAACCCACUGUACACAGACAUGCGGCUGACUGAGUUGGCCGAGGUGAAGAGGGGCCAACCUUCUUGGACCAUUGAGGAGUAUGCACGGAAUGCGAGUGACAAGGGCAAGCUGACAGCCCUGGACCUGCAGACGCAAGAAUCUUUAAACCCAAACAAUUUAGAGUACUGGAUGGAAGACAUUUAUACUCCAGGAUACGAUUCAUUACUAAAACGUAAAGAAGCCGAAUUCAGACGAGCCAAGGUCUGCAAGAUAGCUGCUCUGAUCGCUGCCGCGGCAUGCACCGUCAUCCUCGUUAUUGUCGUGCCCAUCUGCACAAUGAAAUCAUGAGCUAAGAAUGCAACCUUACGUACAGCUUAUGACUAUCGAUGUUGUCGUCUGUAUUUUAGAAUCUUGCAGCAGUGAGACAACAAUUUAUUGAAACAGAGAUGAAAUCAUGGAGGCAUUUCUACAAAUAUUGAAUGAAGGUGGUUUUCAGAAACUAUACUAAUUCUAGUGAGAAAUCUACCUACCUGUUAGGUUUGACUCAAUUACACUCUGAUGCAUUUUUAGAAGUGCAAUAUCUUUUCCUACCAAAAGAACAUAAUGGACUAUCAAUAAAUACAAAUUGAAUAUUCCAACCAAAAAAAAAGGAAGAUUAAUUGGGUUCUUUCCAUUUUGAUGAUGUUUCAUGGUGGGGAAUAAGUUAUACAGAAGAUAUUUAAUACAUGCCUCUUUAGAAGAAACUAAGGGAAGUAGCAACAUAAGAAGAAAAGAGGGUGGGUUCUCUUUUCCAUAAAGUUCUUAGACUAUUGCUGGUGAAGUAAUAGGGUGUGCAUCCCUAAAGGGUAUUACUUCUCUGUCGACUUUUAUCAAGGGCUACUGAUGUUUCAUUCUUGCCCUUUUGUCAUGAACAAGACAGAAUGUCUGCAUCACUGCAGAUCUUCAUGGAAACAUUCUGGACCUUCUUCCUUGCACUUGGAGUAAGAAGGAGCUGGACUACCAAGUCAGGCGUGGAAUGAAGUAUGCUCAGACUGCAUGAUGGGCCAAGGUAUUCAGGCCAGGAGACCUUCCCAUCCUCAAUCCAAAGUGUAGGGGAGCUGCUUGCUAAUGAUGUAAGGUCAGUAUUUGAAAAUCAUGGCCAUUCCAAAGGAUCUCCUGUUCUUGCUUUGGUGUGUGGCUCUAUUCCUUGAUUUUCUAUCUCCUGGUGGUACCAGAUGCUCUGCCUCUCAUACAUGAGUUGAAGAGUUUGGAACUUGUCCUUGUGCCUUGAAGAGUAGAGACAAUGGCUAAACAUUGACAUUCUAUCUGUAAACGAUGGUUUUCAUGCACUACUAAUAUCUGCCAUUUUCAAUGGCUUUAAAAAGAUUUUGAAAGCUUGUUCAAUAAUAAUAAUAAAGGCACCGAGGUCUUCUCAGUUACCCCAACACCUACUCCAGAGUUUUGAAUACUUGUCAGCAGUGCAAAAAAUAUCUAUUUAACCACUUAUCUAUAUGUCUAUCUAAAUACCUGAUUUUCAUUUAUUGUCUUCUCUGUUAAAUAACCUGAGAGCAAGGUUUCUUUAGUGUAAAAGAAGCUGUUGUAAUUUCAUCCAAAUUUGAUCUGUCUCCACCUGCUGAAUGGUGCUUUGCCAAUAAUGGAACAGAAAGAAUCCCUAUCAGCAUCUGAUUCCAGUGUGUUGUUACAGGUUAAAGAAAAAAAGGAUUGACAGAAACUAGCUACCUUAUAUAUAUAUUUUUGAUAACAAGGUGGGAUAUAAACAGAUUUUGGUAGCAAGUGUAAUCACUCUGUACGAUAUAAUACAUUUCUAAAAGAGAGAUUUGAAGCAUCUCAAGUUUUAAAGCAAUAGGAGUCUAGCAUCCAUUCUGAAAAAUCCCAAAUAAUGCUUAGCUUGCUGUGUCUAAUUCUGUUGUUCACCAUUAAGGGGUAGACAGUUAAUUUUAUUAUGUUAACAAGUGAGGGAUGAAUGUUUUCAUCUGUAGUAAACCUUUAUUUUUAGAAAUCUUCAUGUUAUCUAUUUGUAUUAUCAUGUUUAUGUAUGGAUUUUCAAUUUCAGUGACUGAAAACUUAAGCCUUAGUAUGAAAAACUGAGGAUUUAUAAUUGAAAAUAAAAAAAUAUGUAUAUGUUACUAUCUGUCAUCAGAAUUAUACUCUUUGGUGCUCUGUUUUCAAUGGGGCAUAUUACAUAAGGUUGUUUCUUUCACCCCAAAGAGACUGCUAGGUUACCACUCUGGGCAUUGCCUUUCUACCUAACCCCUCAACCAGUAAGACUCUGUACCACAUUCUAGCCCCACUAGUCUCCUCUUUAUCGCAGAUUAAGUGUCAGAGCAUCAGAGAUAGUAGCUCCCAACCUCUUGCUCUGGAUUUGCAGAAGAAUGGAGAUGUACUUACCCAGAAUAAGAAAAAUCUAGUCAAAUCCACCCCAAAUCUUCCAUUUGACAGGUAGGACCAUAGAGGCUGGACCAAACCACUUUUUCCACUGCCCUUGGCUGAGUCUAUUCCUAGUGGACCCCAUCUGGGCAUAUCCCUAGCUACCUUGGGAGGGCAUGACUAUAAGUCACACCUCAGGCUUGAAAAUGAAAGGAUUCUGUAGAAUAUUCUUCUAUACUUUCCAUAGCUGGAGAGGUAGUCAGAGAAAUUCAGUCUUGCUCUGAGUCCAGAGUAGCUUUAAGGAGCUUUAAAAUUCAACUCAACAUUGUUGUUGAAUAAUGGCAACAUCUAGACCUGGUAAUAAUCCAGGAAAUUGGACAAUGGAGGCCAAAAGUAAGGUGGGUUUCUCUGCAAAGGGGUCAUCCUCAGCCUGAUAAUACCAAAUCUGAUGUUGAGGUUAUGAAUCAUUACCAUGGCUUGGAGCUACUGGAUGCUUGGGGUCUUGGGAUAGAUAGAAGGUAAAGUUCACAGUUGGAGCCUUUCUUGCCAUUGACCCCAAGCUCACCCCAGCCUUCCUUCCCUGACCCUGAGACUCACCCUAUCUCCUCUAUUCCCUCAGUUUGCAGACUGAGCAAGACAGAGUUUGGCUAGGAGGGAAACAUCUAUCCAUCCCUCUAAUCUUUGCCCAUCACCUCCUGUUACAAUGAGCUCCCCAGAGGUGACAUACGGAUGGGCCUCUCUACUGUACUGGGUGCCAUCUCCCACCAUACUCUGGCAUUUUUAUAUAAAGGGCAGUUUCUUGUACCUGAGUCUAAAAUUACAUUAUCAAAAUUCACUUCAUUUUUCCUGCAUUUUAAAAGUAAUAAAAUGUUAUUAUUUAAGAGAUUAGUUUGAAAUUAAAUAUCCUUAAUCAAUGAUUAAAUUUGUAAUCAUUUCAUCUUCUAAUCUGAAUUUGUUUUGAACACAGCCUUGCAGAAAAGCAAAAAAUAUUUUCCCGCUCAUAUUUUUCAGAAAUUUUAUACCAGUAUCCCCUUCAUUAAACUGCAAAUACAGUAAGGUAAAUCAUACUUACAUCAUCCAUUACUAGCUGAUCAUAAAUUGUUAGUAUUUUAAGGCAUGCAACUAUGUGAUUGAUAGCUGCAAGGCUAGUUUAAUAGACGUGCUAAAUAUCACUGUUCUGAAUAUCUGUGCCAUAGUUCUGAUACCCUUAUUGGAAUCAAGGCAGUGCUGUUUUUGUUUACAAGUUAUCAAGAUAAGAGCAGUGGCAUCACAUUUGUUGGUUCUUUUUCUUAAUAGAAAAAACAAAACAGAAGAAGCUCUGCCAACAGUAAAAGAUUCUGUUAAGUGGUAUAAAAGUUUGUGAAUGUUGAAAUUCAACAUGCUUCAUAUUAUAACCAACCUGCAAGAAUAUUGUGGUCAAUUGUGUGAAUACCAAAUCAGUAUAUACUGUAUAUUGUACUAUGAAAAUUUGUAUUUAAAGGUAAAGAUACGAAUAAUUGUUCAUAUAAUUGGGGAAAAGGGUAUUCAAUAUUUAUUAAGUAACAAUGAGAAAUGCAACGAACUUCCUUAUUUAUGCCUUAUGAAUAAAAGAGUGUGGAAUGUAAGGUGAAAUUUUAUGUGCAAGAUCCUGAAGGAAUGGGUAUUCUUGAAGGCAGGGACUGUGUCUUUUCUAUGUUUGUUCUGUACAGCUCUCAGCACACUCUUGGUGCUUGAUAAAUGUUAUAUAAUACCAAUAACUAAGCACAUUUUUAGAUCUUUUUUCAAAUGGCUUGUGUAAAAUUUGGUUAAUGUACAAUGGUUGGUUUGAAGCUAUCAUGUAAAAUUGGCCUCUACAUAUAUAAUCAAAAAUAAACUGAAGAAAAUAUAAAA